Molecule: messenger RNA, 3675 nt
Organism: Pelobates fuscus (common spadefoot toad)
Lineage: Eukaryota; Metazoa; Chordata; Amphibia; Anura; Pelobatidae
Gene: ADAM12
Product: ADAM metallopeptidase domain 12
Exons: 24
Coding region: 96-2855 (919 amino acids)
Biological process (GO): proteolysis
Molecular function (GO): metalloendopeptidase activity
Source: RefSeq, a predicted model, not a curated record
UUCUCACAUCCUGCAUCCCCGUCCUCUGUAACUGUAUAUUAUGGUGCUGUACUUCCCAGCCAGCUGAUGAAAGCUUCGUUUCAGUUCAGGAUAAGAUGUCAGAAAUCCCCACAACAGACCCAAGAUUUUCUCCCCCAUUCCAGAUCUGUAUACUGCUGAUGUGUGUGAGCUGUGUGUCCUCUUUCAGAACACAAGGAGAGAACGUGGACAGUAAAUUGGGAUUGUCUAGGCAACAGACAAGAAAAGAACACCAUGGACACUGGGAGAUAAUAGUUCCUUACAUUCUGAGUGGUGAAGAGUGGACGCCAAUAGCUAAAUCCUUUCUAAAGGGUUAUCCUUCAGCGCUGAAACUCCUAUUAAGAGCUAAAGAUAGACAACUGCUGAUCAAUCUGCGGAGAAAUGAGGGACUUCUUGCAAGCAGCUUCACUUCAACGCAUUAUAAGGAAGAUGGCUCUGCCGUGAUCACUACGCAUAAUUAUACGGAAAGCUGCUACUACCAUGGGAAGGUGGAGGGAUACCAUGAUUCUGACGUCAGUCUUAGCUCUUGUGCUGGCCUCAGGGGAUUAAUUACACUUGAAAACAGAGCAUAUGUUUUGGAGCCACGGGCUGAUUCCACAAGCCGUCACCUCUUUUACAAAGCGGAACAUCUAAAACUGAAUUCUGGGUCCUGCAGCCAGCAUUUUAACCUUUCAGGCAUUUCUAUCAUCGACACUUUAAAGUACUCUCAAGAAUAUUUAAAACGGCACAAAAGGGACACUUUGAGGACAACAAAGUACGUGGAGCUUGUUAUUGUAGCAGAUAAUCGAGAGUUUCAGAGGCAAGGAAAGGAUGUGGAUAGAGUUAAACAUCGACUCAUAGAAAUGGCGAAUUACGCGGACAAGUUUUUCAGGCCAUUGAAUAUCCGAGUAGCUUUGGUUGGAGUAGAGAUAUGGAGCGAUGCAGAUAAAUGUACGAUAACUCAAGAUCCGUUUACCAGCCUUCAUGAAUUUUUGGACUGGAGGAAACUACAUUUGCUACCUCAAAAGCCCCAUGACAAUGCCCAGCUUAUAAGUGGAAUUUCUUUUCAAGGCACAACUAUUGGAAUGGCUCCCAUAAUGAGCAUGUGCACUGCAGACAAAUCUGGUGGAGUUGUCAUGGACCAUUCAGAUAAUCCUCUUGGAGCAGCUGUAACACUUGCACAUGAACUAGGGCACAAUUUUGGAAUGAAUCACGACACACUGGAAAGAGGGUGCAACUGCAAAGAAUCUGCUGAUAAGGGUGGCUGUAUCAUGACUCCAUCCACUGCAUACCCAUUCCCUACAGUGUUUAGCAGCUGCAGCAAAAAGGAUUUGGAUAGCAGCUUGGAAAAAGGAGUGGGCAUGUGUCUCUAUAACAUGCCUGAAGUUACAAAAUCAUUUGGAGAACAGAAAUGUGGGAAUGGAUUUGUAGAAGAAGGAGAACAGUGUGAUUGUGGAGAACCAGAAGAAUGCACAAACAUGUGUUGCAAUGCCAGCUUAUGCCUGUUAGUGGAAGGAGCUGUGUGUGCCCAUGGGCUAUGUUGUGAAAAUUGCAAGCUGAAACCAGGAGGAACACCGUGCAGAGAAUCAAGUAACUUCUGCGAUCUUCCAGAAUUCUGUACGGGAGCCAGUGCCCACUGCCCAGCAAAUGUUUAUCUACACGAUGGUCAGCCGUGCCACAAAUUAGAUGGCUACUGUUACAAUGGCAUAUGUCAAACACAUGAGCAACAAUGUGUCACACUCUGGGGUCAAGGCGCUAAACCUGCCCCCGGUAUCUGUUUCGAAAGAGUGAAUUCAGCAGGAGAUCCCUAUGGUAACUGUGGGAAAGACAACGCUGGCACAUUUAUGAAGUGUGAAAGCAGAGAUGCAAAAUGUGGGAAAAUUCAGUGUCAAGGAGGGGCAAGUCGCCCUGUUAUUGGUACCAAUGCUGUUUCUAUAGAAACAAAUAUUCCUCAGCAAGAGGGAGGAAAAAUCCUUUGUCGUGGUACCCAUGUCUACCUGGGGGAUGACCUCCCUGAUCCUGGCCUGGUGCUGGUCGGCACAAAAUGUGAAGAAGGAAAAAUAUGCCUCGAUCGGCAGUGUCAGAACAUCAGCAUAUUUGGCGUUAACGACUGUGCAAUCAAAUGCCACCGACACGGAGUUUGCAACAAUAAAAAGAAUUGUCAUUGUGAAGCUGAAUGGGCGCCUCCGUAUUGUGACAAACCAGGCUACGGAGGGAGUGUGGACAGCGGACCAAUGAGACUCACUGGCAAUAGGAGUUUAAUCAUAGGCAUACUUGUGACAAUUAUCUGCAUAAUCGUCGCUGCUUUCACCAUAUACCUCAAAAGAAGAACCCUGUUCAACUGGAUUUUUACAAAUAAGAAGAGUACCAUUGAAAAAUUAAGGUCAGUCCGUCCAUCGAGAACUGGAUGUUCAAAUGAGGCUAAUCAAGAAUAUACCACAACUCUCUGCAAACAUCUUCCGCGCAAACCCUCGCAGAUAGAGAAGCAGACAGAAAGGGCGAAGAGAUUGCCACGUUACCAACCCGUUGAUAUUAGUCAUCCAAUAAACAUACUUGAUUUACCUUCACACCGAGCCCCACGGCCUCUGCAGCAUGCCCUACCACGACCUCACCAUCCACCCGUCCAAAAACUGGCUCCGGCUCUACCGCUUCCUGCAAAACCGACCAUCAGACAGGAAUCAUACAUACCAAGCCCGCCACAGAAACCACUGCCAGCGAAUCCUUCGAUUAAAAAUGCCCGCUGUGACAGUGCCUUAAGCUCCAUGUACGACCGUCAAGGAACAGAGCAUCGAAUCACUCCUGUGAGACCAGCACCCAAGUGCCCACCUCAACAUCCUCAAUCGAUCCAUCUGAAAUGAGAUGUUACAAAUCCUUUGGUGAAAUUUGCACUAUGUUUUAGCUCAACGUUGAGUUUGUUUACGUACAUCAACACAAUGUAGAUUGCUAUCAUGUAAAACUAAUAUUUUGAAAGAAGAACUGUGCUCGAUGACCUUUGGUGCUAUGCGAUAGUGUGGUGCUCUAAUGUGUUUCCUCAGGUUGUUGUAAAUUAUUAAUUUAUGUUUCAUAUUUAGUACAGUGCAGUGCAUUGUAUUAAAAAUAUUUAACCAGAGGAGUUUUGUUCGUAAAAAGGAUUUUUUUUUUUUUAUAAUUGUUAAUACACUUGAAACAUUUUUACCUUUUUUAUUACAACAGAUUCUACAUUAAGAUUUGUUGUAACUUGACUAUUUUUCAAAAAGCAGAAAACAAAAGGCACAAUCUCAACUAGUAGCUUUAAAUAUACAAUCCGUAACUACCCUUCCCUUCCACUUUAGCAAAUAUUACUGGAAUUAUUUAGUCGAUAAUACAUUUGAUAGAGUUCGCUUAUUAACUUUUAUUAAGAGGGUUAGUGUUAUUGCAAAGAUGUAGAGUUUAAUGUUGUGGGCUCUCCAGUGACUAUUUGCACUGUAGUUGGUCACUACGGAGAUUAUUAAGUGUCCAUCAUAUUCAUCAAAAGAGCACUAUGAUUGUACUUAAGGUAAAUCACUCUGCUAUGAUCUUAAGAAAGGGAGUCAUUGGAACUUUUAACAUAAUUUACUGCACGAUGAAUCAGCCGAGUUGCAUUUUGAGGAAUACUCUCCAUAAUAGGUUACCGCACACUACAAGUAAAUAAAUAAUACUGUUUCUGUUAUUGGGGUUUAU